Alligator mississippiensis (American alligator) is the source of this 1478-nucleotide messenger RNA. It is a transcript of the gene CCNP, whose product is annotated as cyclin P. The coding region runs from base 96 to 1439 and encodes 447 amino acids. Gene Ontology annotation, biological process: mitotic cell cycle phase transition; regulation of cyclin-dependent protein serine/threonine kinase activity. The record is from RefSeq and is a predicted model, not a curated record. Gene Ontology annotation, molecular function: cyclin-dependent protein serine/threonine kinase regulator activity. Gene Ontology annotation, cellular component: cyclin-dependent protein kinase holoenzyme complex; cytoplasm; nucleus. The transcript is spliced from 8 exons. NCBI's taxonomy places the organism in Eukaryota, Metazoa, Chordata, Crocodylia, Alligatoridae.
ACCAGCGAGGCAGCUGAGCCCAGUCCCGGUAACGAGCCCUUCAUUAGGGGCGGGCUCCUCCCCGCGUCCCGGGGCUGCAGCCGGAGCCCGGGCAGAUGGUAGCGGCCGGGGCGGGGAUGGGGGGCGCUCUCCCUGGGUCCCGAGCCCCCUUCCCUCCCCACAAACCUCUGGGCGGGGCACCCAGGGCUCCUGGCCGGGGGGGGCAGCCCCAGCCCAGCCCCCCCGACCCGGCUCUGCCGCAGGAGAAGCGGGAGCCGCUGCGCUGCACCAACAGCCGGAUCCCGGCCCCGAUCCCGCCGGACGCGGCGGGGAAGAAGAAGCCGCCGGGGGCCCGGGCCCGAGGGGAGAAGCCCGCAGCCAGCAGCCCCCCCGCAGCAGGGCCCGCGGCCGGGGGGCAGCUGCAGGGGCUGGGGGCCGUGCCUGGGUCCGAGGUGGCGCGGGCCGUGGAGAGCCUGGGGCUGGCACUCGAGCGCGACUACGCCGCAGACGUCCUGGCCAGCCUGGCGCUCUGGGAGGGGAGCGGGGGCCCGGACACCUGGGUCCCCUGCCGCGCAGGGUCACCGUGCCCCCCGCAGAGGCCGCCGGCCGGCUGGGCACCGCGGGGCUGGGAGUCGGCACGAGUGGCGACGGCCGAGAUGCGGGCGCUGGUCGUGGACUGGCUGGUGCAGGUGCAGGAGUGCCUGGGCCUGGCGGACGACACGCUCCACCUGGCCGUGCAGCUGCUGGACGCCUACGGCCAGGCCGGCCCCGUGCGCGCCCGCACCCUGCAGCUGCUCGGCCUCGCUUGCCUCUUCCUCGCCUGCAAGAUGGAGGAGACGCACUGCCCCACUCCGGCCACGCUCUGCUUCAUGACCGAGGACAUGUUCAGCCACACGGCACUGCUGCGCAUGGAGCGCCGGGUCCUGCGACGCCUGCGCUUCCGCCUGCACCGCGCCAGCCCCGCCGGCCUCCUGCGGCUGCUGGCCGCGCUGGGACACUGCUCCCCCGAGACGGGCGCCCUGGCCAUGUACUUCCUGGAGCUGUCGCUGCUGGAGGCCGAGUGCGUGGCCUUCGCCCCGGGGCCGCGUGCCGCGGCCGCCCUGAGCCUGGCGCAGCGGGUGCAGCAGGAUGCGGGGGGCCCUAGCGCCCCCGCCCCCCUGUGCAGCGAAGAGGAGCUGCGCGCCCUGCAUCCCCCCAUGGCGCGCGCCGCACUGCGGGCCGGCUCCGGCGCCCUCCGCUCCAUCUUCCUGAAGCACUCGCGGCCCCAGCACCUGGGCGCCAGCACCAGCCCCGCCAUUGCCCGCUCCUGCUACCUCGCCCGCUGCCUGGCACCCGGGCCUGAGCUCCCUCCCCGCAGCCUGGGCCAGUCCCCCCCCGCUGCCCCAGUAGUGCCCACUUUGAGAGGGCUACUGGGUGGGGAGCAGGGGCCUGGACGCCUGGGUCCACCUGCUCUGCUGUGACUCCUGAGCCCCUGCCUGGCUGCUGAGGGCACUGAAAGG